Molecule: messenger RNA, 1563 nt
Organism: Lathyrus sativus (Indian pea)
Lineage: Eukaryota; Viridiplantae; Streptophyta; Magnoliopsida; Fabales; Fabaceae
Source: the annotation of a GenBank genome assembly
AUGGAAAGAAGAGUUGCAAUUGUAGGGGCAGGAAUCAGUGGCCUACUUGCCUGCAAAUAUGUUCUACAAAUUGGUUUUCAUCCGGUUGUUUUCGAAGCAGAUGAUGGUAUAGGAGGAUUAUGGAGGCAUACUAUUGAAUCUACCAAACUUCAAAACCCCAAAGAAACUUUUCAGUUUUCAGAUUUUCAUUGGGAUUCUUCUGUAAAACAAGAUUGUCCAAGUAGUCAACAAUUGCUAGAUUAUCUUAACUCCUAUGCUCAACAUUUUUCCAUUGUUCCUUAUAUUAGAUUCAACUCUAAAGUCAUUGAUAUUGAUUAUGUUGGUGAGUCUGAUGAAGAAAUGAAGUCAUGGGAGUUAUGGAAUGGUGAUGGAACUCCUUUUGGGUCCAAGGGAACAUGGCAUAUUACCGUGCAAGAUACUAAGAGUUUAUCAACUGAGGUGCAUAUAGCUGAGUUUGUUAUUCUUUGCAUUGGAAAAUACAGUGGUUUUCCAAACAUUCCUGAGUUCCCUCCUGGAAAAGGACCCGAAAAUUUUGAAGGAAAAGUUAUGCAUUCUAUGGACUACUCUGCCUUGGACAAUGAUAUUGCUGCUGAAUUGAUCAAAAACAAGAGAGUUACAGUUAUAGGCUCAGAAAAAUCAGCUCUUGAUAUAGCUUCUGAAUGUGCAAAUGCAAAUGGAGUGACUCAUCCUUGCACAAUUAUCCAAAGAACAUCACAUUGGUUUCUCCAAGAUUUCAACAUUGGAGGCAUUAAUCUUGCAUUCUUAUAUUUCAACCGUUUUGCGGAGCUUUUAGUUCACAAGCCUGGAGAAUCAUUCCUGCUUUCCCUUCUCGCAACGUUACUCUCACCAUUGCGAUGGGGAAUUUCGAGGUUUGUUGAAACAUAUCUGAGAUGGAAGUUUCCAUUAAAGAUGUAUGGAGUGCUACCUAAUCACAGCUUUCUUCAAGAUAUUUCUUCAUGUAAAACUGGAGUACUUCCUGAGUUCUUUUUUGACAAAGUAAAAGAAGGAUCCAUUGUGAUAAAGAAAUCACAAAGUUUUAGCUUUUGCAAUGAAGGCUUGAUUAUUGAUGGAGAUGCUAAGUCCAUAGAAACAGAUUUAGUUAUUCUUGCCACAGGAUAUAAAGGUGAACAGAAACUUAGAAGCAUAUUCAAAUCUCCAAUGUUUCAAAGUUACAUCAAUGGAUCAGUAAACUCAACAGUUCCUCUCUACAGGCAAAUAAUUCAUCCUCGAAUCCCACAACUGGCAAUAAUAGGAUACGCAGAGAGCUUAUCAAAUAUUUUUUCUAAUGAAAUGAGAUGCCAAUGGUUAGCACAUCUUUUGGAUGGAAACAUUGAGCUGCCUAGUAUUAGAGAGAUGGAAAAGGAUGUCAAAAUAUGGGAAGAUAACAUGAAGCAACAUACUAAAAACUCGAAUUUGAGGUCAUGCAUUGUUACUUGUGGCAUAUGGUAUAAUGAUCAAUUAUGUAGAGACAUGAAAUGCAAUCCCAGAAGAAAGAACAAUAUUUUUGCAGAGCUUUUUGAACCAUAUGGACCAUCUGAUUAUAAUGGUCUUGUUCGUAAAUGA